AUGGCUCCGACCAUUGUCUUUGAGAACGAUGCUCCGGUGCUUUUGACCGGCAGUCCCGGCGGCGCGGCGAUCAUCCACUAUACCGCGCUUUCGCUGGUCUCCAUGCUCGAUUGGGGCAUGGAUCCACAAGAGGCCAUCGACCUGCCGCAUGUGACCAAUUUCAAUGGCGGCACCAAUAUCGAAGAGGGUGAAGGCUCUGCCGAAUUAGCCGCCGGGCUCGAAGCGCUCGGCCACGAAGUCAACGUCACGAACCUCAACUCCGGCCUGCACGUCAUAAGGCUGACCGACGAGGGCCUGAUCGGCGCGGCUGACAAGCGCCGCGAAGAUCGCGCACAGCGCUUCGGCCUGGGCGUUGUAAACCACGGCGGCGGCGCAUCUGAGCCCGGUAACGAACUCCUCAUCGUCGAGCGCAUAGCCGCGCGCGCGGAUGGCGGCGAUGUCGGAGCGGAGCGCGCCCGCUUUGGUUAUCGACUUUUCCGUCACCUUGCGCAGCCCGUGCCGGGCAAUUGCCGCAUCGAUAUCGGCGUCGGGAUAGCUGGCAAGGAUCGCCUUGCCCAUGCCCGAGUUGGCCACCGGGGCCCUGCCCCCGACUCGGGUAAUCGCGCGCAUGAUUUCACGGCUUUCAACCUGGGUCAGCACCACGACCUCCCCAUCAUCGACGAUGCCGAGAUUAACCGUUUCACGCGUCUGGUCGCGCAGACGGCGCAGCAGCGGCAGAGCGGGCGGUGGACUGUGGAAACCGAAAGGAUGGCCAUGGCGCGAUCGAUCGACUGCACGAUGCCCGAGCGGGGCGGCGGGCUGGUCACCAUUUCAUUCAUGGGCUCAUCCUCUGCUGCAAUUUUUUACCAUAUUCGCAUCCGUAAUGCCUGGUGCCCCGACAAUAGGCGUAUUUUGCCCGCCAACCAUUCACAAGCGGCGAUACCCCCCAUGCCCAAUCGGUCACUCGGCGAACUGCUCGAAAGCCAGCAGAACAGCUUCAAUGCCGUGCGCUUGUUCGCCGCCGCCGCCGUGUUCAUCUCGCACAGCUUUUUGCUGCUGCCGUUCGGCGAGCAUCUCGAACCGUUCGAUGGCGCGACCUACAAUCUGGGCCAGAUCGCCGUGAACGUGUUCUUCUGCCUGUCGGGGCUGAUGUUGUCGCGGUCCUACGCGCUCAAUCGCGAUCCGGUGCGCUUUGCAUGGGCGCGGGCCAUACGCAUCUUUCCGGGUCUAAUCGUUGCGGCCAUGGUGACUGCGUGGGUCAUUGGACCGCUCAACACCACGCUGCCGCUCGGCGAUUAUUUUGCGGCGCCCGAAACGCUCGCGUAUCCCUUCUCCGUACCGCUGCUGUUCAACACAGCGGCGCUUCCCGGCGUCUUUGCCUUCGGUGUGGAGCCGUUCAACAUCAACACGCCGCUCUGGACCGUCAAAUACGAAUUGCUCGCCUAUAUCGGAUUUACCGGUUUUGCCGCCACGGGGCUAUGGCCCCGCCGACAUUGGGCCGUCAUCGUCACCGGCACACUGGGUAUGGUCCUGACGAUCACUACAUUUACCCAGGCGCUCGAGGGCAAUCCGGUGGGCAGCCUGUUGCGCUUCGGCUUCUGCUUUGCGCUGGGCCAUCUGGCUUUUGUCAACCGCUACGCCAUCCGUCUCGAUCUGCGCGGCGCGCUGGCCGGACUUGCGUUGGCCCUGCCGCUGCUCUUUACCCCGCUGGGCGCACUGGCCUCCGUCGUCUCGGUCGGUUAUCUGGCACUUUGCCUGGGCGGCAUUUCUUUUGGCGCCCUGACACGCUGGUCGGUCAGGACAGACAUUUCAUACGGCAUCUAUCUCUAUGCCUGGCCCAUCCAGCAGAUGCUGAUCGGGCGCUUUGCCCAUGACGCGUUCGACGCCAUGGCGCUGGCCCUGGUGGCCGCGGCGAUCACCAUCGCCAUGGGCUUGCUGUCAUGGACGCUGAUCGA
Molecule: messenger RNA, 1934 nt
Organism: Symbiodinium sp. CCMP2456
Lineage: Eukaryota; Dinophyceae; Suessiales; Symbiodiniaceae
Source: the annotation of a GenBank genome assembly